AUGAGUAAUAAAGCUGUAUUUUGUGCCACAGAUUACAAGAAUUCAUGCCACACAGAAAACCAAACAUCAGUGACAGAAUUUGUCUUACUAAGUUUGACUGAUAUACUUGAAUUUCGCAUAACCCUUUUUGGUGUGUUUUUGGCCUUUUAUCUACUAAAUGUUACUGGAAAUUUCUUCAUUCUGGUGAUAACUAUUUUGGAAAAAGCUCUUCAUACUCCAAUGUAUUACUUUUUGGGAAACGUAGCCUUCUUUGACAUAUUCUUUUCUUCUGUGACUGUGCCCAAGAUGCUUGCAGACUUUUUUUCGACACAGAAGACUAUUUCUUUUAAUGGCUGCAUUUCACAGCUGCAUUUCUUUCAUUUUAUGGGGGGCUCUGAAGUUAUACUCCUCACUGUAAUGUCUUAUGACCGUUUAAUAGCAAUAGGAGAUCCUCUACAUUAUUUUAGCAUCAUAAGCCCUACAUUUUGUGUCAUUCUAAUAUUUGGGUCUUGGAUGUUUGGAUUUUUGCAUUCCCUCUUGCAUACAGUUCUUACAGCAAUACUUCCCUAUUGUGGACCUAAUCUGGUGGAGCACUUUUUCUGUGACAUUAAGCCAUUAUUGAAGUUGGCUUGUACAGACACAACACUUAACCAGAAAAUUCUUAAUAUAAUAACUGGAUAUCUGACGUGCAUGGCUUUUCUGCUGACACUUAUUUCCUAUGUUCUAAUAGGCAGAAUUGUUCUAAAAAUGAAAACAGUAGAAGGAAGAAAGCGUGCAAUCUCAACCUGUAGUGGACACCUUACAGUUGUUAUUCUCCUGUAUGGAACUGCUCUCUUUACCUAUAUAAGACCUGCAACACAAGACAUCUUAGAUCAGGACAGGGGUGCUGCAGUUUUGUUUACUGUUGUAACUCCAGCUCUGAAUCCGAUUAUAUAUACCUUACGUAACAAGGACAUGAAGAAAGCUAUAAGUAGAGUUAUUAAGAAAUUGUCAUUAUAA
Xenopus laevis (African clawed frog) is the source of this 978-nucleotide messenger RNA. Its product is annotated as olfactory receptor 12D2. The record is from RefSeq and is a predicted model, not a curated record. The coding region runs from base 1 to 978 and encodes 325 amino acids. NCBI's taxonomy places the organism in Eukaryota, Metazoa, Chordata, Amphibia, Anura, Pipidae. The transcript has a single exon.